Messenger RNA from Halichondria panicea, 1802 nucleotides. RefSeq names its product NEDD8-activating enzyme E1 regulatory subunit-like. The coding region runs from base 124 to 1719 and encodes 531 amino acids. Gene Ontology annotation, cellular component: cytoplasm. Gene Ontology annotation, molecular function: NEDD8 activating enzyme activity. NCBI's taxonomy places the organism in Eukaryota, Metazoa, Porifera, Demospongiae, Suberitida, Halichondriidae. The record is from RefSeq and is a predicted model, not a curated record. Gene Ontology annotation, biological process: protein neddylation. The transcript has a single exon.
CUCCCCCACGAUCUGUACCCAAUUAGAGGAGGAGUUGAGCAAGUGGCUGGAGUGCAGAUUGACUAUAGAAUUAGAACUGGAAGACUAGACUCUGAGUGGAGACUAUACUUCUUUAGUUUAAAUAUGUCUGUUCCUUCUGAGAAAGCCAAGCGAUACGAUAGGCAGUUGAGACUGUGGGGUGAUCAUGGGCAAGGCUGUCUUGAGGAUGCUCACAUCUGCUUGAUCAACGCCUCAGCCACUGGGACUGAAAUACUGAAAAACUUAGUGCUUCCAGGCAUUGGAGCCUUCACAAUAGUAGACAGUAACAAAGUUCGCGAGAGUGAUUUAGGAAGCAAUUUUUUUGUCACUGCCAAUGCUGUUGGAAAAUUCCGAGCCGAAGUUGCUGUCGAACUGCUGGUCGAAUUGAACACGGAAGUCCGAGGAAAUUUCAUUGAAGACAGUGUUGAAUCGCUUCUUGACUCGAAUCCUAAUUUCUUCGAUACGUUCACAUUGGUUGUAGCCACAGAUAUUCCCGAAAGCACCUUGCUGAAGUUAUCCCAAGCUCUUUGGAAAGCAUCCACUCUGCUUCUUGUUGCAUGGUCGUAUGGUCUUUUAGGGUAUAUCCGAAUCAGCUUUCCACAACAUGAGGUGAUUGAAGCGCAUCCGGAUAAUUCUCAUAACGACCUUCGAUUGGAUUGCCCAUUUCCCAGCCUAGUCACCUACAUGGAUCAAAUUGACCUUGACAACUGUGAUAACACUGCACAUGGAAAUGUGCCUUAUCUCGCUGUGCUCUACAAGUACAUUAAGAAAUGGAAGGACGCCCAUAAUGGUGAGAUGCCUAGAACAUACAAGGAGAAAAAAGAACUGAAAAGUGUGAUUGAGGAUGGAAUUCGAAAGAAUGAAGAUGGAGUUCCGCUUGAUGAAGACAAUUUCCAAGAGGCGAUGACAAAUUUGAACGGUAUUAUUGUGCCAACUCAAAUCUCGUCUGUUGUUCAACAAAUAUUCGAUAACCCCUGCUGUGAUCACAUCUCUCCAGAUUCUAGUGAUUUUUGGCUGCUUGCUCGAGCUGUGAGGGAGUUUGUAACCAAUGACGGUUGUGGACGUUUGCCUCUCCGUGGUUCCAUUCCAGACAUGACUUCCUCCUCUGACCUCUACAUAAGCUUGCAGCGUGCAUACCAAAGUAAGGCAAGAGAAGAUCUUGAAAGUGUGUCUGAUCAUCUUGGGCAGCUCUUGGUGUCUUUAAACAAGCCUUCCAACUCCAUUCCAGAAAAUACGAUCAAGUUGUUUUGUCGAAAUGCUGCAUUUAUUCGAGUUCUUCGUUAUCGAUCGAUAGAGACUGAAUUACAUAGCCCAAAUGUCGAUGAACUGCGCAGGAAUCUGGAUAACCCUGACAGUGAUAUUGUGUACUAUGUCUUACUUAGAGCUGCUGCACAGUAUUACUCUAUAUUCAAGUACUAUCCUGGAGGAAAACGAGGUCCUAUUGAAGCAGAUGUGUUGCAAAUGAAAACCAGUGUGGCAAACUUACUUCAACAAUGGGGGCUGCCCAUGUACUCUGUUCGUGAUGAUCAUAUCACUGAGUUCUGUCGAUAUGGGGGAGGUGAGAUCCACUCAAUUGCUGCCUACAUUGGAGGAGUUGCUGCCCAGGAGGUGAUCAAGAUCAUUACCAAGCAGUAUGUUCCUUUGAACAAUACCUACAUUUACAAUGCUGCUUCAUGCACCUCUAUGACUGUUGAACUUUAGAUAAAGAUGUAUGUAUGACUGUUGAGCUUUAGAAAAGAUGUAUGUAUGUAGAUGCUGAUCUAGAAUUUUGGUUUAGUUCAGAG